GGACUCCAGUGGGAGAAAAUAAAAAGCUGCAUCCUGGUCGUGCUACUCAGUGAAACCGAGUGAGCUGCUUAGACGUACUUAGACGAUUUUAUUAUUACAAGAAUCGUAGUGCUAUAGUAAAGCUUAGGCACAAAGACUGUAAGUACACAGUGGUUUGAAGUUUCACCACCCAAUGAAACUGACCAUGGUUGUCGUCACUGUUAUCUGGGCAGGUGUCAUAUUGUCAACUCUGCAAUGGACAAUCAUAGCUGGUGGGCCAGCAGGAGUAGACACCGGGACGAGAGUGGUUACACGGUGUAAGGGAGAGAACCUUGUAUUGACUGAAGGCAAUGCAGACGUUCCCUCCCGUGUCCUGGUGUAUCGCAAUGACAGACUUGUUGCCAGCACGUUUACAAAUGCCUCAAGGGACUUGCAGAGGCGACUAUUCGUAGACGCUCAGUCAUCCGUGACGCUGAGAAACCUAUCGACGAGUGACCUAGGAGUGUAUCGCGUGGAGGUCACACAUUCUGAUGGAAGCUCCGUUAUCAGCAGCAUGAGACUCGUGGUUGGAGAACCCCCUGAGAUCACCGGCAGCCGGCUAGUUGUUGUGUCCGACACUUCUGACCUCUCAUUAAUUCGUCUGAGAUGUGGUGCUGUGACCUUCCUAGGGUUUCCUCCUGUCUCUGUCAUUUGGAGGGAUCCCGUAGGACAGCUGUUGGCCAGCACAGGGUUCUCUGAACAGUACUUCACACUGGACUUACCCGUGACCCUUGCCAGACCUGGCCGCUACAGUUGUCACCUUGACUGUCGUGACCCCAACGAUUGUUGUCUUGACAACCAGUCUCCUCUCAGACAAUGGGCUCAGAUCGACGUGCAGAUAGACAAGAUGUCUAGUGAAGACAGUGUACCUCUGGCGAAUUUCUCCAGCCUCGUGCAGCGUGUGAAGGACUUGGAGACAGCAGCCACAUCACAAGACUGCGGUGACAGCGGCGUGGCCGCCAUGGCUUACCUGGUUCAUCGCCAAGCAAAGUGCGACCAGCUUGAGUCUUUCAUUGACCGACUGAGCGCAGCAGAAAAUACGAUUCAAAACAUAUUGCAGCGACCAUCAUACAGUGGCUGUCCUGUGGACAAAGGUUAUGUGCUUUACAACAAACGAUGUCUGAAGCUGUACACCAUCAAGCAAGACUACCAGACUGCCAGAAGGCGAUGUGAAACCGAUGGAGCUCAUCUCUUUAACUUGAAGUCACGUGAGCUGGACGGCCCGCCGUUGCUGUUGCUGCUGGACACGAUGGGACAAGAGCUUAGUUCAACGUUAGGUCAAGGCUUGUGGAUUGGAGCAGAUGAUACUGUAACCGAGGGUCACUUCCUGUGGAGCGACGGUACCACGUUGUUGAGAGGUUCCCCACUCUGGUCCACCGGCCAGCCAGACGACGCUAAUGGCAACGAGGACUGUGUUGAGGUCGCCCAGCCGAGCAACAUCGUGAUCAACGACUUCACUUGCUCUGUGAAGUUGGGCUUUGUUUGUCAGGCAGACAUCGAAAUGCAGUGAACGAGCGAAAAUUUACCGUCUUCUUAUCCUUCAGUUGUUUAUCUACUCUUACUCCGUGGUACGUUAUGACUCAUGAACGCAUUCUGGUCUUGUCUAUCACGACUGGUUUUAAUAAAUGAAAUAAAAUGCAUAU
Molecule: messenger RNA, 1661 nt
Organism: Pomacea canaliculata
Lineage: Eukaryota; Metazoa; Mollusca; Gastropoda; Architaenioglossa; Ampullariidae
Exons: 8
Coding region: 173-1528 (451 amino acids)
Source: RefSeq, a predicted model, not a curated record